Aureobasidium subglaciale EXF-2481 is the source of this 1071-nucleotide messenger RNA. RefSeq lists its product as uncharacterized. NCBI's taxonomy places the organism in Eukaryota, Fungi, Ascomycota, Dothideomycetes, Dothideales, Saccotheciaceae. Bases 1 to 1071 code for a protein of 356 amino acids. The transcript is spliced from 2 exons. The record is from RefSeq and is a predicted model, not a curated record. Gene Ontology annotation, molecular function: DNA-binding transcription factor activity. Gene Ontology annotation, biological process: regulation of DNA-templated transcription.
AUGAAUCAGGAUACAUCAUCGAGCUCUCGUCAAAGCCCUAGUGGUACUAUGCACAGCUCAGACUCGGGAAGCCAGUCCAAGCCUACCUCAAAGCGGGCUUCGAGAGCCGGUACACGUAGCGUGUCCACGCUUUCGGCUGCGCAACUUGAAAGGAAACGCGCAAACGACAGAGAAGCACAGAGAGCCAUUCGUCAAAGAACAAAGGAUCAUAUCGAGAAUCUCGAGCGACGAAUCAGCGAAUUGACUGGCACUCAAGAAGGCCGCGAGAAGUUGUAUUUGACUACACAGCAACGGAACCGUGAGCUCGAGGAGGAGAACGCAUACCUCAGAAGCAGGCUCUCCGGAGAAACUUUUACCAUCAAUGUAAAUGAGAACGAUGAUAAAGCACCACCACAGUACAGCGUCUCUGCUCCUGAUUCUUCGCCUCGGGCUCACCUGAGCGCAGGCGUGAACAUUGCUAGACCCUCGUCUUCAGCCACGAGUAGAGGCAUUGCUCAACCAGCGGAAGCAUGGAGACAGCACAAUCAGUAUAGUCCUGGAAGCGCUCCAGCUUCCGCACCAUUCAUGUCCGAGGGGGCACAGCAGACUGCUGGUCAGAGUGCUGCGUCAUGGAGAGCUCAGGACGUUCCCACCGCCCCUUCAUAUGGCUAUCAAGUCCGUCAGAACGACCGACCGACAAGCUAUUCGUCCCCAGCACACCCAAUGAGUUACCCAGGUCAUCCACAAACGGCACAGUUCCAGCACGCGAUCACCGCUCAAGCACCAACACCUGCUUUCCACAAUGGUGGCAUCAAUACUCACCCCGACUUUCAAGGAAUGCCUCAAUACGCUGCCUCAUCAACACCUUCAUACCAUGAGCAGCAAGGUCACGCCAGCUUUGUUUCCGGAGCACCGCCUGUCGCAUCAACCACUGCAGACUUCCAUGGCGCACCCCGCAGCCUAGCCCCUCCAACUUACAAUUCGAACGCCGGAUCUGCCCACUUCAUGCCCGGCCAACCUCAGCAGGCCCACAGUCAACCCAUGGCGUAUCGCGAGGGCACUUCCCAGCAAACCUACGGCUAUGAUGCAUGA